UUUAUUUGAUCAGCAAGAAAUCCCGAAACUCUGAAAAAUAGUAAUUUCCGAAUAAAUUCACUGAAGAGCUGGCAGGCUUGCUAUAGUGGUAAUACAUUUGUUUAUUACACUUGAACAAGCUUUAAUUCGUGACUCUACGUUUUACAAUAACCACACAAAGUAGACUGACAAAGUAGUAUGAAACUUAAGCGCCUGUUUCAGCUGGAACGGAAAUAUAGCAGCCAAUCACGUAUGAUCGGUGUUUAUACCUGAGCGGAACCAUCUCUUCUAGGCACGUCUUUCGAUCAUAGUUAGCUACAGGCGCUGUUUUCAAACUUACAUUCUGAGCUACAUUAAUGCCAUUCCUGAUGGAUCCUACUAGUGAAACGUUAAGAAGAAUCGUCUUUAAUUCACCUUUAGAUGCAAUAUCGUGGCUACAAACGGAGAGACUCCUUGCUAGAGAAACGUCGUGCGCUCAUCACGACCCGCCUAUUCCAAUGAGACUAACAGAGUGUCCAGACCGUUCCGACGGCUACAAGUGGCGAUGCCCAACUUGCCACAGAAGAACCUCUGUGAGGAUGGGAUCCUUCUUUGGGGAAUUCCCAAGGAUACGCCUUGCUACUAUGGUAGAGGCGAUUCACCACUGGGCGAAAAAAAUAAAGCAGAAGACAUCUGCAGAGAUGCUUGGAAUAAGCGAGCGAGUUGUAGGGAAGAUAUCGUCACGUCUGAGGGAUAUCUGCGCCGAGGACUUAAGACGACGCCCUGUUAUUCCUUUUGGUGGGCCAGGCAUCAUUUGCGAGAUUGAUGAGAGCUUAUUCAACCACAAAGCAAAGUACAACCGCGGGAGACGACCGGCAGAUGCCAAUUGGGUGUUCGGAGUACUCUCCACAGAACAUUUCCCUUCAAGAGGCUACUUCCGGGUGGUACAGAGAAGGGAUGCAGCGACACUCUUGCCAAUCAUCGAACAGGCGCUGCUGCCUGGCUCGACUGUACACACGGAUGACUGGGCAGCAUACCGUCAACUACAGGCCCGAUUGCCAAAUGUGGUAGCGGACCACGGGGUUGUUGUACACCGGUAUAAUUUUGUCGACCCAAUUACCGGUGUACACACCCAACACGUGGAGUCUGCAUGGAACCGCCUCAAAAGUGUUAUCAAAGAGCGGCGGGGUGUGAGGCGGGUAGACUUGCAGAGUUUCCUGGACGAGCAGUGCUGGAGAGACUGGCGCACCUCCAACAGGAGAAUAUUCUAUCCUCUUCUAAGCGUUUUGCGUUUACAUUUUCCUCUCUAAUAACUAAUAAACAUUUCAAGAACGAAUCAUCUACAAUAAAGUAUUGAAGCUUAAA
Molecule: messenger RNA, 1323 nt
Organism: Nematostella vectensis (starlet sea anemone)
Lineage: Eukaryota; Metazoa; Cnidaria; Anthozoa; Actiniaria; Edwardsiidae
Exons: 3
Coding region: 336-1268 (310 amino acids)
Source: RefSeq, a predicted model, not a curated record